ACUCAUAUUUCUCAAAGCUUCAUAAUUACCUCUCAUUACCCACGCGAUAAGUAGAAAUACUCAAACCGCAAUCAUGGCCGACAAUGGAUCAACAGAGAAGAUUAACACUGAUAUCGUGACGCUUACCCGUUUCCUCACCGAGGAGCAGGUAAAGCAUUCCGAAGCUACUGGAGACUUCACUCUCCUCUGCCACGCCCUCCAAUUCUCCUUCAAAUCUAUCGCCUACUACAUCCGUCGUGCCACCCUCAUCAACCUCACCGGUCUAGCCGGCUCCUCCAACACUACCGGCGACGACCAGAAGAAACUCGACGUCAUUGGCAAUGACCUCUUCAUCGCCGCCAUGCGCUCCUCCGGCAAGUGCGCCGUCCUAGUCUCCGAAGAGGAGGAGGAGGCUAUCUUCUUCCCCGAGCACCCCGGCGCGCGCUACGCCGUAGCAUGCGACCCGAUCGACGGCAGCAGCAACCUGGAUGCCGGCGUAUCAGUCGGUACGAUUUUUGGCAUCUAUAAGCUCGAGGAGUCGGUGUCGGGCGGGAAGGUGACGAAGGAGGAUCUGCUGAAGCCGGGAAGCGAGUUGGUGGCUGCGGGGUUCACCAUGUAUGGUGCCUCGGCGCAGUUGGUGAUUACUAUGAAGGGAAGCAGCGUUAAUGGGUUUACCAUGGACAAUGCGCUCGGCGAGUUCAUCCUCACCCACCCCGAUAUGAAGGUGCCAAAGAAGCGUUCGAUCUACUCGGUCAAUGAGGGAAACAGCUUGUACUGGGAGGAGCCGGUCAAGCAAUAUUUCGAUAGCUUGAAGUACCCCAAGGAGGAGGGUGGCAAGCCAUACAGCGCGAGAUAUAUCGGAUCUAUGGUUGCGGAUGCAUACAGGACGCUGCUUUACGGCGGGAUCUUUGCGUACCCUGCGGAUAAGAAGAGCCCCAAGGGGAAGCUGAGGAUUCUGUACGAGUGCGCGCCUAUGGCGAUGGUCUUCGAGAAUGCUGGUGGACAAGCGGUGAACAGCACGAUGCAACGUAUGAUGGAGAUCGUACCAGAGCAUAUCCACGACAGAUCUGGUAUCUUUAUGGGCAGCUACGAUGAGGUGCAGAAGGUCAUUGAUAUGCACAAGGCUAGCUGAAUAUUCUCUCGCAAUUUGAGGAGUAUUUGAGCCAAGGCGAAACGGAAUCUUCGAACCCCCAAGAAGAUGCGCAACAUUAUCUCCUUGUGUGAUCACGGCGGAGGACGCGAAUUGUUGGGGAAGGGGCGGAAGCAGGGUAGAUAGAGCACAAAGGUAGCUACUAGAAUAGGACUGUAUUUUAAAACUACGAAUAGAUGCCUGUCAAACAGCUAGCUGGUCAAAACACAUUUCGGG
Pseudogymnoascus destructans is the source of this 1345-nucleotide messenger RNA. It is a transcript of the gene FBP1, whose product is annotated as Fructose-1,6-bisphosphatase. Gene Ontology annotation, molecular function: fructose 1,6-bisphosphate 1-phosphatase activity. Gene Ontology annotation, cellular component: cytosol; cytoplasm. The transcript is spliced from 3 exons. Lineage: Eukaryota; Fungi; Ascomycota; Leotiomycetes; Thelebolales; Thelebolaceae. The coding region runs from base 74 to 1111 and encodes 345 amino acids. Gene Ontology annotation, biological process: fructose 1,6-bisphosphate metabolic process; fructose 6-phosphate metabolic process; sucrose biosynthetic process. The record is from RefSeq and is a predicted model, not a curated record.